GGAGGAUUCCAGAAGGGCUACUAUCGUCGCGCCGCGCCGCGCAACGCAGCUCCGGGCUGUUCGAGCGCCUGUUUGCUGCCCCGUACUCCCACGGUCUAUCCGCUAUGAUAAGCGCCAGCCGAGCUGCGGCUGCCCGUGUGGUCGGCGCCGCAGCCUCCCGGGUCUCCACCGUCGCUCGCCACCAGGAUAGCUGGAAAGGCCUUAGUCAUGAGGCUUUUAGAAUUGUUUCACGCCGGGACUAUGCGUCAGAAGCAAUCAAAGGAGCAGUUGUUGGUAUUGAUUUGGGUACUACCAACUCUUGUGUGGCAGUUAUGGAAGGUAAACAAGCAAAGGUGCUGGAGAAUGCUGAAGGUGCCAGAACUACACCUUCAGUUGUGGCCUUUACAGCAGAUGGUGAGCGACUUGUUGGCAUGCCAGCCAAGCGGCAGGCUGUUACCAACCCAAACAACACAUUCUAUGCCACCAAGCGUCUCAUUGGUCGCCGGUUUGAUGACUCUGAAGUCCAGAAAGACAUUAAAAAUGUUCCCUUCAAAAUUGUCCGUGCCUCCAAUGGUGAUGCCUGGGUGGAAGCACAUGGGAAACUCUAUUCUCCAAGUCAAAUCGGUGCAUUUGUGUUGAUGAAGAUGAAGGAGACUGCAGAAAAUUACUUGGGUCAUGCAGCAAAAAAUGCCGUUAUCACAGUUCCAGCUUAUUUCAAUGAUUCUCAGAGACAGGCCACUAAGGAUGCUGGCCAGAUCUCUGGAUUAAAUGUGCUUCGGGUGAUCAAUGAACCUACAGCUGCUGCUCUGGCUUAUGGGCUGGACAAAUCAGAAGAUAAAAUCAUUGCUGUAUAUGAUUUAGGUGGUGGAACUUUCGAUAUUUCUGUCUUGGAAAUUCAGAAAGGAGUGUUUGAGGUAAAAUCCACCAAUGGAGACACUUUCUUAGGUGGAGAAGACUUUGACCAGGCCUUGCUACAACACAUUGUAAAGGAAUUCAAAAGAGAAUCAGGGGUUGAUUUGACCAAAGACAACAUGGCACUGCAGAGGGUACGGGAAGCUGCUGAAAAGGCCAAGUGUGAACUCUCCUCAUCUGUGCAGACUGACAUCAACUUGCCAUAUCUUACAAUGGAUGCUUCUGGACCCAAACAUUUGAACAUGAAGUUGACCCGGGCUCAAUUUGAAGGGAUUGUCACUGACCUAAUCAGGAGGACGAUAGCCCCAUGCCAAAAAGCCAUGCAAGAUGCAGAAGUCAGCAAGAGCGACAUAGGAGAAGUGAUUCUUGUUGGUGGUAUGACUAGAAUGCCCAAGGUUCAGCAGACUGUGCAGGAUCUUUUCGGACGAGCCCCAAGUAAAGCUGUUAAUCCUGAUGAGGCUGUGGCCAUUGGAGCUGCCAUUCAGGGGGGGGUGUUGGCUGGUGAUGUCACAGAUGUACUUCUCCUGGAUGUCACUCCUCUGUCUCUGGGUAUUGAAACUCUGGGAGGCGUCUUUACUAAACUCAUUAACAGGAACACCACUAUUCCAACAAAAAAGAGCCAGGUGUUUUCUACAGCUGCUGAUGGACAGACGCAAGUAGAGAUUAAAGUGUGCCAGGGUGAGAGAGAGAUGGCUGGAGAUAACAAACUUCUUGGACAGUUCACUUUGAUUGGAAUUCCCCCAGCUCCUCGUGGCGUCCCUCAGAUUGAAGUUACAUUUGACAUUGAUGCCAAUGGGAUCGUACAUGUUUCUGCCAAAGAUAAGGGCACGGGACGUGAGCAGCAAAUUGUGAUCCAGUCUUCUGGUGGCUUAAGCAAAGAUGAUAUUGAAAACAUGGUUAAAAAUGCAGAGAAGUAUGCUGAGGAAGACAGGCGAAAGAAGGAACGAGUUGAAGCAGUUAACAUGGCUGAAGGAAUCAUUCAUGACACAGAAACGAAGAUGGAAGAAUUCAAGGACCAAUUGCCUGCUGAUGAGUGCAACAAGCUAAAAGAAGAGAUUUCCAAAAUGAGGGAGCUCCUGGCUCGAAAAGAUAGUGAAACUGGAGAAAACAUAAGGCAGGCAGCAUCUUCCCUUCAACAAGCUUCUUUGAAGCUCUUCGAAAUGGCAUACAAAAAGAUGGCAUCUGAACGAGAAGGCUCUGGAAGUUCUGGCACUGGGGAGCAAAAGGAAGAUCAAAAGGAGGAAAAACAGUAAUAGUAGUAAACUUUGGAGCAAAAAGGAAAACAUGAAGCUUCGGAGUAAAGUGACUUCCUGAGCAGAAAUGGGCAAACUUCAGUCUUACUGUGUUUUUGCAGUAUUCUAUAUAUAAUUUCCUUAAUAUGUAAAUUUAGUGGCCAUUAGCUAAUGAUCAUUUAAUGAGUGAUAAGUUCCAACAAUACACAGUUCACAAUGUCUGUCCCUAGCCUAUCAUUUUUCAGUUGCAUGUAAAAAAGGGGGGGAAGGACAGUGUAUUGAUCAUUAUAAAGACGUAACAUUGUUUUGUGCU
This is a messenger RNA of Chrysochloris asiatica (Cape golden mole), 2436 nucleotides long. RefSeq names its product heat shock 70kDa protein 9 (mortalin) (gene HSPA9). Gene Ontology annotation, biological process: cellular response to unfolded protein; protein refolding. Gene Ontology annotation, cellular component: mitochondrion; cytoplasm. The record is from RefSeq and is a predicted model, not a curated record. The transcript has 17 exons. Bases 105 to 2144 code for a protein of 679 amino acids. Gene Ontology annotation, molecular function: misfolded protein binding; ATP-dependent protein folding chaperone; ATP binding. Lineage: Eukaryota; Metazoa; Chordata; Mammalia; Afrosoricida; Chrysochloridae.